ACAGAGAUUUCGAGAAUUCUUACCUUGGGUACAAUGGACGAUUCCGGAAAAAGUGACGUCAAGUGAAACAAAAUGGCGGGCCCUGGCAAUGUUUGGGAAGACCUGCGGAAGCAGGCCCGUCAGUUGGAGAAUGAGAUUGACCUGAAGCUGGUCUCCUUCAGCAAGCUGGGUACCAGCUACUCCAGUCAGGGACAUGCACAGGACUCCAGGAGGGCAGAGACGUCCCCAUUACUAGGCAGUACCAACAGUGAGCACAUGUUUGAGACCAUGGCCCUGGAGAUAGAACAGCUGCUGGUGAAGCUGAAUGAGGUCAACGACAAGAUGGCGGAGUAUUCGCAGAACGGCGGGAUCCACACCAACAACCCGUCCCUCAUGCACACCCUGCAGAGACACCGCGACAUCCUCCAGGACUACACGCUCGAGUUCAACAAAACCAAGACGAACAUUUCUGCCUACCGUGACCGUGAGGAGCUGCUGGGAUCCGUACGCCGCGAGAUCGACAACUACCACAAAGGUUCGUCGGUGCAGAACCGGAGAACGGACUUGCUUCUGAAGGAGCAGGAACACACGCGGAACGCGGACCGAGUCGCCGACGAGGCGAUUAACAUUGCCAUGGCAACCAAGGAAAACCUGAUGGGGCAGAAGGGGAUGCUGGGAGGAAUCACGACGAAGAUGAACACGCUAGCGAAACGUUUCCCGGUGAUAAAUAACCUGUUCCAGAAGAUAAACCUGAGGAAGAGACGGGACUCUAUAAUCCUGGGCGCGGUGAUAGGUGUCUGUGUCAUUCUGCUGCUGUUGUAUGCCUUCCGCUGAUCUCUGUCAGAUAGAGAUUGCUAUCAUGUAAUAGUCUUUUCAACUUGAAGAGCCGAAAGUUGGAAGGAUUACAAUAGUAAAGAUAUACAUUUCAAUGUCAUGAUUGCAUUCAAUUUUGCUUGAUCUAGAGUAUAUGUACUACCUAAUGUAAAUUGAUUUAAGUUUGCUGCAUGGUGAUAAUGAAAAGUUGUUGGUAUCUUUUAAGUUGACAGUUGAAACAAUAAAACAAACAAUGAAAUGAAGAACUGUUUGUUGGCAUAAGGAAUUCUCAAGAGGUUACAGCGAAGCUAAAAACACCCCACUUAAAAUGAUAAGGAGGUGUGCUCCAUGAAAUGCUUUUGAUGUUUAAUGGGGAAUCCCACUGUUACAGAAUACAUGUGAGGCUUCUACAUGCAGAGGAACAGUCUAAAUAUAUAUAAUGUAUAACUGUUAUAUAUUCUUUAUGAGGUACCAGUAGUGCACAUUAUCAUAUGUGCAAGGAGACCUUAA
Molecule: messenger RNA, 1302 nt
Organism: Branchiostoma belcheri (Belcher's lancelet)
Lineage: Eukaryota; Metazoa; Chordata; Leptocardii; Amphioxiformes; Branchiostomatidae
Product: Golgi SNAP receptor complex member 1-like
Exons: 4
Coding region: 73-813 (246 amino acids)
Biological process (GO): vesicle fusion; endoplasmic reticulum to Golgi vesicle-mediated transport
Cellular component (GO): cis-Golgi network; SNARE complex; Golgi membrane
Molecular function (GO): SNAP receptor activity
Source: RefSeq, a predicted model, not a curated record